AUGGAAGAAACAAUAGAAAAUGUUGAAGUAUCUACGAGUAAUGUCUCAAAACAAAAUGACGACGGCUUAGACAUGAAGACUUUGUUUGUAAGGUCUAUUCCCCAGGAUGUCACAGAUGAACAGCUGGCCGAUUUCUUUUCCAAUUUUGCUCCGAUCAAGCAUGCGGUUGUUGUUAAGGACACCAACAAAAGAUCUAGAGGCUUCGGGUUCGUUAGUUUUGCUGUAGAGGAUGACACGAAAGAAGCGUUAGCUAAGGCCAGAAAGACUAAAUUUAACGGACAUACCUUAAGGGUAGACGUUGCCAAAAGAAGAGAUCGUUCAAAGAAAACAUCAGAAGGGGUUGAAAAAAGUACACCAGAGUCUUCUGAGAAAAUAACAGGCCAGAAGAAUGAAAAUGAGAAUGACGCUGACGAUGAAGACUCCAUGUUAAAAGGUAAACCAAAGCUAAUUAUCAGAAAUAUGCCAUGGAGUUGUCGUGACCCGGCCAAAUUAAAAAAGAUCUUUGGCAGAUAUGGUACCGUCGUGGAGGCUACUAUUCCAAGGAAGCGUGACGGUAAAUUGUGUGGAUUUGCGUUUGUUACUAUGAAAAAAAUCAGUAAUUGUAGAAUUGCUUUGGAAAGCACCAAAGAUUUGAAAAUUGAUGGCAGAAAGGUGGCUGUCGAUUUCGCUGUUCAAAAAAACAGAUGGGAGGAUUACAAAAAAGCCCAGCCAGAAGUCAAGGACAAAGACAAUAAUGAGUCUGAAAAUGAAGAAGAAGAAGAAAACGAUGACGAGGGAGAAGAUGGAGAUCAAGAGGAGGAUAGACAAAUAGAUGAAGAUUCAAAAAAAAAAGAACCAACACGUACGGCGCAAAACAAAAGGGAAGACUUUUCCGUUUUUGUUCGUAACGUCCCUUAUGAUGCUACUGAAGAAUCUUUGGCUGCACACUUCAGUAAGUUUGGUAGCGUUAAGUACGCAUUACCUGUUAUCGACAAGUCUACAGGAUUGGCUAAAGGUACUGCCUUUGUAGCCUUCAAAGACCAAUAUACGUAUAACGAGUGUAUCAAGAAUGCGCCUGCGGCUGGCUCUACUUCUUUGUUGAUAGGUGACGAUGUCAUGCCUGAGUAUGUAUAUGAAGGUCGUGUUCUAUCCAUUACCCCAACUUUAGUAAGAGAGGACGCUGGUAGAAUGGCAGAAAAGAACGCCGCCAAAAGAAAAGAAGCCCUAGGUAAAGCUCCAGGUGAGAAAGAUAGACGUAAUUUAUAUUUGCUGAAUGAAGGUAGAGUUGUUGAAGGAUCAAAGAUGGCAGAUUUGCUGACUAAUACUGACAUGGAGAUCAGAGAAAAAUCUUACAAGUUAAGAGUGGAGCAACUGAAAAAGAACCCUUCUCUGCAUUUAUCCAUGACUAGAUUGGCUAUUAGAAAUCUUCCUAGAGCGAUGAAUGAUAAAGCAUUAAAGGCGUUGGCUCGUAAAGCUGUUGUCGAAUUUGCCACGGAAGUUAAAAACAAGGAAAGACAUCCAUUGAGUAAGGAGGAGAUUAUCAGAUCCACGAAAGAAAAAUAUAAGUUCAUGGGUCCAGACGAGAUUGAAGCUCAAAAAAAGAAAGACAAAAAAAGUGGUAUUGUAAAGCAAGCAAAGGUUAUUAUGGAAGUUAAAGGGUCGACUGCGGGAAGAAGUAGAGGGUACGGUUUUGUAGAAUUCAGAGAUCAUAAAAACGCUCUGAUGGGAUUGAGGUGGUUGAAUUGUCAUGCUGUUACCACUGAUGAAAUUUUAGAGGGUUUGAAUGAUGAUGAAAAGAAACAGGUAGACAAUGACUUGGGCAAAGGGAGACGUUUGUGUGUUGAAUUUGCGAUUGAAAACUCUAACGUCGUGAAGAGAAGAAGAGAACAAUUGAAGCAAGCAAGAACCAAGAGAGCAAGACCAGAUAACGAAGAUGCAGAAGAUGUUGGAGAAUCUGAGAAUAAGAAGCCAAAGAAAGAAGAAGGGACAACGGCCAUCAACUCAGACGACAAAAAAAUGGGUGAUGAUAUAAAGAGGAUAAUUGGAUUCAAACGUAAGAGAAAGCACACCAAAAAAUAA
Saccharomyces paradoxus is the source of this 2058-nucleotide messenger RNA. RefSeq names its product mRNA-binding ribosome biosynthesis protein NOP4 (gene NOP4). Gene Ontology annotation, molecular function: RNA binding. The record is from RefSeq and is a predicted model, not a curated record. The transcript has a single exon. Lineage: Eukaryota; Fungi; Ascomycota; Saccharomycetes; Saccharomycetales; Saccharomycetaceae. Bases 1 to 2058 code for a protein of 685 amino acids.